This is a messenger RNA of Mucor velutinosus, 693 nucleotides long. RefSeq lists its product as uncharacterized. Bases 1 to 693 code for a protein of 230 amino acids. Lineage: Eukaryota; Fungi; Mucoromycota; Mucoromycetes; Mucorales; Mucoraceae. The record is from RefSeq and is a predicted model, not a curated record. The transcript has 5 exons.
AUGGGCCUUGGUUUAGAAAAAUGCUGCUGUUUUAUCCCACUGCGGUUGGGUACCUUUUUCAUUGCUAUUUGGUUCUUUGCCAUCUAUUUGUUUUACACUGCAACUGGUUUUGUAGGCGUAAACUCUAUUGUAUUUUACUCAGGACAAGCAGCUAGACCUUGGUAUUACAUAAAUCUGCUAUUCGCUGUGUUCAUAUGUCUUGGUGGAUUUUGUGGCAUUAUCGGGUCAUUUUUUGCCUCCAGAAGAUUUUCAAAAGCAUUCAGUGUGAUUGUAUGGGUCAAUUGUAUCCUGUCAAUCAUUGUCUACGUUGCUUCACUUAUACUGAUCGCACUCAACAAGCAGCAUGUGAUCGAUUCAUGCUCUGUAGUUGGAUUUGUGGGCGUUGGAAAUGCUCAACAAGAUAUCACACCAACACAGCUAAACAACAACAAUGCCUACUAUUCACCAGUAAAAUAUCCAGGAUUACUGACAGAGCAUGCGGCAAGUAAGGAUGCAUGCUUCAGCAUGAUCAAUACUUUUACUAUCAUAUUUGGAGUCAUCGUGUUCAUCGUGCAGUUGAUUCAGAUCUAUUUUGCAUAUGUCGUUGGCGCCUAUGCUAAGCGUUUAUCAAAUGGUGCUAGACAUCACAGAUUGCAUGCUCAGCAGAUUAAAGAUUUUGAGGAAUCGCAAUACCACAUGUCGACUGUUUAUUAA